Molecule: messenger RNA, 2328 nt
Organism: Rhinichthys klamathensis goyatoka
Lineage: Eukaryota; Metazoa; Chordata; Actinopteri; Cypriniformes; Leuciscidae
Gene: shisa7b
Product: shisa family member 7
Exons: 5
Coding region: 329-2236 (635 amino acids)
Biological process (GO): regulation of short-term neuronal synaptic plasticity; regulation of AMPA receptor activity
Cellular component (GO): AMPA glutamate receptor complex; postsynaptic density; dendritic spine membrane
Source: RefSeq, a predicted model, not a curated record
UCUCACCCAUUAAGCAUAAAACUUGUACAUAGAUUUACCUCAUUCUUGUUAAUAAUUUCCUCAGAAAUAUGUUUACACCCUAACUGCGAGUCUCAUGCUUUUUUCUUCAUCUGAACUCCCGCACUUGGAUGUGUAUUUUGCAUAUGAAAUCAUUUGCAUACUAGUGUAUGCACAUGUGGAAGAGAUUAACUUGUCUACAUGUCUUAUAUAGUGCCACAUUGACUUGCAAAUUUUGAUAGACGUCAGCUUUUUGUAGGCCUCGGUAGUCUUUUGUACAAAGGCUUCACUUUUUUUCAUCUUUGAUAAAAAAAAAGUCCCCUGUAUCAAGAUGCCACCCGCUGCCAUCUUGCUUUUCUUUCUGUUCUGCCCUGUGGUCUCCACAGUGACUAUUACCUCGGAACGCUCCUCUGUGAAUGGGGGGCCGGUGUUGCUUCUGUUGCGAGGACGUGGCCGCAAGGUCCCUCAGCCUGACAUGCGGGACAAGGAGGCUGCUGCAAUGGCGGCAGAGCCAGAGGCAGCCGAGAUCCCUCCAAGACCCCUGCCGCAGAUUAUGCUACCCCGCAAUGUAACAGCCGAUGCCCUGAAGCCCCCGCUGGGAGCCGCACAGGUGGCGCCUCCACCUCGGCGACUGGUGGACGUGGACGUGUGUCAGGGCUACUACGACGUGAUGGGACAGUUCGACAACACUUUCAACUGCACCAGGGGCACCUACAUAUACUGCUGUGGCACCUGCCAUUAUCGCUUCUGCUGUGAGCACCAGCGCAGCCGUCUAGACCAAGACUCCUGCAAUAAUUACCGCUCACCUGACUGGGCCGUCACGACGGGACCCGUCACUCAUCCCCCGGUCCGACACGACCCAGAUUUCGACCCGCUGCAGCAACAGAGCAACAGCACGGCUUACGUCAUUGGGGGAGUCAUCUCUUUUACCAUGGCUGUGGCCAUUGGGAUUAAAGUGGCCUUCCAUAAACUGUCUCGACGACCGAGGAAUAGAGACAUCAACAUGCCUAGAGCGCUGGUGGACAUUCUGCGUCACCAGUCUAGUCCGGUCCAGCAAGGAGAGAGGAACAACAGCACGGUCCUAACAACCGCCACCUCCAGUGAGGGCACACUGGGGCGGCCAUUGAAAAACUUCUACACUCCUGCCCUCCAGAGCAAAGAUAACCGAACUGGGAAACACAGUUUUGGCCAGACUGGGUCCAGUCCUAAACACACAACUACAAUGGAGCGAGUUCAACGCAUGAACAACACCCAGUUGGUCUCCACAGGAACACUGAUGUCCAGCAAGCACAAUAAUUCUGGCUUUCACCCCUCCUUCUCUCACUCCUUCCACAACCUUGCCCAGCUACCUCCAUCAUACGAGACAGCCAUGAAACCAGAGCUUAACCGCUACAGCUCCCUCAAGAGACUAGAAAAAAACCUGGAUGAAUAUUCCGGAUAUUACACCUCCAAGCGAAGGCCAAACAACGCCCAACCCAGCUUCCACUCCUCCCAGCACCACCUGCCCUGGGGCGGUGACUUCACACUGGGUGCCCGGGGAACCCUACCGCUAAACAUGUCCCGCACGCGCAUCCAUGUGCCCAGUUCCACUUCCACCCCCAACCCCUACCCUUUACCCCAGACACAGUACAACCCCACCUUUGACACAAUGAGUAAACCGCCUCGCCGGGUGAUGUCCCAAGACCAGCUUCUGGCACUGGGGGAGGGGAACACUCUCUCACGCCUCUCCAAGAACCAGCAGCAUCAGUAUUACAAACCCAUGACCACCAGCAAGAGCUCCAAUACCCAGACUUUGCGCAAGUCUCACGAACGCCUCCUGGUGUCGCCAGACCGCCUGGAAGAGCGAAUGAUGGCCGAUUAUAGCGGGAUGGUGUCCACCGCGUCCCGUCUCUCCUACCACCAGAAAGCGCAAUCCCAGCAGAACGUGUGCGUGACGCCCUCACUCGACCGCCAUCACAUGAUCAAAAUGAAUUCGCACCCUACCUCCGGCCGCGAGCAAGACCACACGGUCGCUGGAAUGUCGUCGGGUCACGGGGCUGGGACUUUGGGAUGGGGGGACGUCCACGGCUCCGGAGGAGGGCCUGGAGCGAUGGCGCACAGCGCUCGCCGGAUGGCCUUCGCCAACAAACGCCAGAACACCAUCGAACAGCUGCACUUCCUCCCCGGAGGAGGUGGGGGAGGGGGCGGGGGUGGAGGUCAGGCGCUGAGGACGGGGAGCAAGAACGAAGUAACCGUGUGAGCGCAAAAAGAAAGACGGAAGAUGGUAAGGAGAUGGAUAAAUGAGGUGUGAUUGCGCAAGCCGAAGGAAGGGGAGAAAAAAAAGGCAGAAGA